This is a messenger RNA of Linum tenue, 498 nucleotides long. The record is from the annotation of a GenBank genome assembly. NCBI's taxonomy places the organism in Eukaryota, Viridiplantae, Streptophyta, Magnoliopsida, Malpighiales, Linaceae.
GGAAAAAUAAACUUCAACAAAACUUCAAAAGAUGAAUAUGGUUGCGAAGAGGGCGAUCUCAGGAGCGUCACGGUGUCGACGAAAUCGAAUUCGGACGUCGGAUGAGGGAGAACCGAGUCUCCCAAGUUUGAGGAAGAAUAUGUCAACCAUCCAGGAUCGUGAGAACGAGGAGAAUAUUUUGAAACCAAGAUCUGGAAUUUCCAGAGCUUUCACAGAAUCGGAUUUCGUCAUAAAUAAGAUGUGACAGGUGUGAUAAAUUGAGGAUGACUCUGGCACUGCACAAUGAUCGAUGGAGGAUUUUGGUUUAAAAGGUUUUUCACCUAUUGGUGUAUUCUAGAAUCCUUAUUUCACGAUUCGGGUUUUGAGCAUGCAUGAUAGUUUACAAUGGUCAAGCAUGAUCAUUAACUUGAGUUGAGUAUGAAUGGAGUACAUAAGAUUGAUAGUCUGGGUUUGGUGAAUCUUGAACUUGACGAAGAGGGAUUAAUGAAUUGAGAAUAU